AUGAGAAGAAGUUCUGUGCGAGAUGUUGGAUUGAUAUUCGAUGAGGAGUUCAACAAGAAGAUGAGAAUUGCGAAUUUUUUUGUGAAGAAUCUGGAGGACCAGAAAGACACAGAAAGGGCGAAGUACUGGCUGAGGCGACUGGGAAAUAUAAAAUCCUCGAACUUGGAAGUGAAGAAGAGUAGAAACGUAUUUCUGACGUAUUUCAUAAGAGUCCUGAGGGAUGGAGUGCUUCCAGGGUGUGCCGACGGUCGAUCAGACACUGUUUGUGACCCUGACGACUCCCUGAAAUUCCUGCAUAACCCGGAUUAUUUAUCAGAGGCGUCAGAAGAAACUGCGGAUGAAGAGCCUCCCCCGAGGAAAGUAAUACAGUUCCAAUCGAAGUGGUCGAAGGACCACAGGACUUACGUGGCAGUGAAACCUAUUCCUGGGAGAGGUGCUCUAGUAUUCAUGGCAGUGUCCAAACGUCCUGGCCUCGAUAACUGGGAUUUGCCACCUCUCAUGAAAUCCCAGAUGAAGAGAUGA
This is a messenger RNA of Diachasma alloeum, 522 nucleotides long. RefSeq lists its product as uncharacterized. The transcript is spliced from 3 exons. The coding region runs from base 1 to 522 and encodes 173 amino acids. Lineage: Eukaryota; Metazoa; Arthropoda; Insecta; Hymenoptera; Braconidae. The record is from RefSeq and is a predicted model, not a curated record.